GGGCCGAAGGCCCGAAUGUCAUUCGCCAGAAUGUUGUUUGCCAGAAAACCAAACGCCAGAAAAUCAAAUGCCAGAAUGGGUUAAAUGCCCGAAAAGUUCAAAAAGCCGAAUUUUCAUAUGCCAGAAAAUGUCAUUCGCCAGAAAACCAUUUGCCAGAAAACUGAAUGGCAGAAUGUUUUAAAUGGCAGAAAAAUCAUUCGGCAGAAAAGGUUAAAUGACAAAAAAAAUCAAUAAAAUUAUAAAGAAUAUAACGAAACAAAGCACGGUAGAAUCAUAUAUUUAACACAGAGCAUGAAUAAACGAACAGAUGAAUGUUUGAAAAAAUGCAAAGUUGGUAACUUGAACAUUCCUAAUUGAAAGUUUCAACAUUGCUCGCUUACUUUUUCAAAAGGUUCUAUAAACAUAGGAAACCCAUGGCGCAUUGGUGGUUUUGAAAAAGUAAUCCAGAUUGUUUCUAAUUCUAAAGUGGCAACAUUGUGAGUUCACUGUAUGUGAUGUAGAAUUUUAGAUGUUUUAGUCAAAGUAGUAAUCUCAUUUAUUCAGAAAAAUAUCAAAUAAAACAAAAAACUAUAACAUGGCCCUACACAGAAAAAAAUAUGUAAAUUUACUCGCUAUGUAAACAUUGUUUCAAAUGUAAAAUUGCCUAAUGUAAAAAUAAGAUCCAAUGUAAAGAGAUGAAUCUCAUGUAAUUUAUAAUGAUGUUAAUUCUAAUUCAAUGUAAUUCAUAUAUUGCAUGUAAAUUCAUCUUGUCCAACAGAUUUUAGGAUCAUGAAAACGUGUAAAAAAACAAAUCUGAUGUAAAAAGCACUUCAUGUAAAUUCCGGAGUAAUGUAAAUUUCAAUUUCAGUUGAAGAUUAAAAUGACAGCCGACCAAAACAAAACUUUUUCGAGAGCGGUCAGAGUGUGCAGCUGGCGCUUUUAAAAAUGUUAUUGGUUAGUUGGGUUAGUUAUAUAUAAAUGCCUUUGUGUAGGCAAUGUUCUGCAUCGCCGCAAAUCAGGACAACUUGGUACAACUUGUGCAACCCUUGUCUUCACAGGUGAGAAAUGUCAAAACAAAAAAAAAUCAAAACAAAGUGAGCCAGCGAAGCCAGUCAUUUGCGGCUGCAGUUCGAGAAUCGGGAAGGAGUGUUUUUUAAAUUCCGUUUUUUAGAGUCGUAGCAUAUUUGGUAAGUAUAUUCCACUUUCUAUUCCAAAAAUGUGUUCACCCAAACUAGGAAACCAAAUAAUCUUGCCUAGUGAUAUGUUUGCGGUUUUUUACGGGCGAUUUUUCCAACCAGAUGUUGCUGUUUUUAUUCAAAUAGUUUUUUUUUCUUUUUUCCGGUGGCGGUCAACCGAAGGAUUUGGUAGCUGCCCAAAGCAACCGGGAGAUGCUAUCGGAUAGCAUUAGAAAAGCGGUUCGAGACGUGAGGUUUGUUGCUGGCCGAUGGCGCCCCGGAAGUCGUUCCGCUUUAACGUUUGUUGCUGGAGUCGUCGUUUGCUGGAAGAGAUCACUUUAGAUGAAUUUGAGGAACAGAAAGAGCAGCACAACUGCUAGAUCAGGCUGACAAAGACUCGUUUUCGAUCGUGCGCGAAUGCAAGCAGCAGCAGUACAACAACUCGGACAUGGAUUAGGAUAAAAGGCUGAUCAACACCGCGAUCAAGCAGAUGCUGUUCGGCUCGGAGCCGGUGCUGAAUGGGGCGAUGCAGCUGAUGGUGUUUCGAAUGCUACUUGAGAUCAUGCACAGCUCGGAGAAGUUGUACUCUUUAAUAUCUUCUAUAAGCGCUAUCUGCCGUCAUGCUGCUGAACAUUUUCAAGGACAAGCCCGCCAACGAGGACUACCACACAGUUCACCUGCUCGAGCUGGUGCUAGAGCGGCUGUCGUUUUGCAUCGAGCACCACAACUACCACAUAAAGAUCUGCAUAAUCAACAAGGACCUGCUGCGGCAGAUACUGGUUCUGAUGAAGAGCACCCACACGUUCUUGGUUCUUGGUGCGAUCCGAUUUCUUCGGUACAAGCGCCGCCACAACCUGCUCGAGGUCGCCGUCCUUGAGCUGUUCAAAUUUGUUAAGUCGAUGUACACGUACUUUGUGGAGUACUUUGACAGCAGACGUUCAAGACGAUCAAAAACAAGAACGACCAUCAGCAGGAGCGGCUCAAGGCGAUGGAAAAGGGCGUCGGUGUCGACCUACACCUGUUCACAGUGACACACACACCAGACACACCAAUCCGGAACUGUAUACGAUGGCCACCACGUCGCCUAUGGAAAGGCUCCGUUCGUGUUUGACCAGGAAGACCCCCGGUUAGUGUAUAUUUCUGAGAGAUUCGCAGCCAAACUUAAAACGCGAAAUCAGCACGGGACCACUACUGACAACAGCACAACGCAUCGACCUGGUUCAAAAGCAGCAUCUUUAUUUCGAUCCAAUCCGCAUGUAAGUACAACUUAAUUUAAAUACAUUUUCUAGUGCUAACAUCACCUUAAAGAUUCUGAAAGCCCCGUCUAAAGAAAAACAUCAAAUAAAAAUUUAAAUAUAUAAAAUUACCUUUAAACAGAUUGCUCCGUUGAAUUUAGAAUCCGAUAUUUCAAUCGGAUUUUAGAUUCAGCGGAGCAAAAAAUUUUUUUUGAUUGGAUAAUUUACAUUAUUUUCAUUGGAAAUUUACACGAUUUCACCAAAUUUUGAUUCGAAACAUUUACAAUGAAAAACAUGUAAAUUUCCAAUGAAUCUAAUGUAAAUAUACAUCAUUUAUCAUGAUACC
Messenger RNA from Culex pipiens pallens (northern house mosquito), 2735 nucleotides. RefSeq names its product serine/threonine-protein phosphatase 4 regulatory subunit 3-like. The record is from RefSeq and is a predicted model, not a curated record. Gene Ontology annotation, molecular function: protein phosphatase activator activity. The transcript is spliced from 2 exons. NCBI's taxonomy places the organism in Eukaryota, Metazoa, Arthropoda, Insecta, Diptera, Culicidae. Gene Ontology annotation, cellular component: protein phosphatase 4 complex; nucleoplasm. The coding region runs from base 1775 to 2185 and encodes 136 amino acids. Gene Ontology annotation, biological process: DNA damage response; protein dephosphorylation.